AUGGCUGAUGACAUUUUCAGUACGUCUUUUAUUGAUGUUCUACCUCUUUAUGAUGUUUCAUCUUCUUCUGCACCGACAUCUUCUUCUAUUGUCCCUCCUCCUAUUAUUCACACUUACACUCGCAUGAAUAAAACAGUUUAUUUUGCAGGUACAUCUCUUUCAUCUCUCUUGGCAGACUCUCAAUUAGUUUCUGAUAAUAUGGAUCGUGCCCCUCCUCGCUGUCCUCAGCAUGUAGGCGGGUCUAUAAAAUCAAGACAAAGUCUGAUGGCUAUGUUGAACGAUAUAAAGCACGUCUGGUUGCAAGAGGUUCUACACAAGAAUAUGUGGAAUUUGUCUCAGAUUGAUGUUAAAAAUGCUUUUUUGAAUGGGGACUUGAAUGAAGAAGUUUAUAUAACUUGUCCUCGUGGUCUUUCUCAUAGUCUUGGUAAGGUUCUUACUGGUCGGAUCGCAGCACUCAGCCGGUUUAUAUCCCGAUUGUCAGAUAAGUCCAAACCAUUCUUCGAUGCUAUACGAUCCAAGAAUAAAGAUAUAUGGGGACCCCAGCAGCAGGAGACCCUCAGUCGGUUGAAAGGUUACAUGGCUGAACCACCAAUUCUAUCCGCUCCAAAACCCGGGGAGGUUCUUAUUAUGUAUUUGGCAAUUUCUAAUACAUCGACAAGUGCAGCAUUGAUUAGAAAGGAAGGAAAGAGGCAAUAUCCAGUCUUCUACACAAGUAAGACCAUGACAGAUGCGGAGACGCGAUAUAGUAAAGCAGAAAAAGUCAUCUUAGCUUUGAUCUACGUCACGAGGAAGCUUCGGCAUUAUUAUGAAUCUCAUAGCAUUGUGGUACUCACUAACUAUCCUAUACGGGGUAUACUCUCUAAGCCCGAUUUAUCUGGGAGAAUUACCAAGUGGGCUAUCGAGCUUAGUUCGUUCGAUAUAACUUAUAAGCCAAAGGUGUCGCACAAAGGACAAGCCGUAGCGGACUUUCUUCUCGAGUAUGAAGAUACUCCCAAAGAGCCGGCACACCUUGAACUACAGUGGGAACUUCGAGUUGAUGGUUCCUCGAAUCAAGCAAGUGCAGGAGUAGGCGUUGUAAUGUCAACACCCGAAGGCACCAAGCUGGAGCAAUCUAUCUGUUUGAAGUUCCCAGCUACUAACAAUGAAGCCGAGUACGAGGUAUUACUUGCUGGUCUUCGAUUGGCUAGCAGUCUCCAGGUACGUUGCUUAAAGGUUUUUAGUGACUCACAACUUAUUAUAAAUCAAGUGACAGGUCAGUACCAUCCCAAAGAGGAAAGAAUGAAAGCAUAUAAAGAAGCUGUAGAGAACAUUGCACGGGGAUUCGAUCAGAUCAAAUUCUAUCAGGUACCUUGUGUUGAGAAUGCCGAAGCAGAUCAAUUGGCCACAUCAGCGUCAUCUUCAAAUGAGGAUUUGAUUCGGAUUGUGCCGAUUGACGUUCUGGACGAGCCCAGCAUUAAUCCUCCGCAGGAAGUAAUGGUGGUUCCAGUUAUUCCUCGAGAACCAUGCUGGAUUGAUCCAUUGGAAGCUUACCUUAAGCAUGGAGUUCUUCCAGACCAGAAGUCCGAAGCACGGAAGCUCCGUAUCACCGCAGCUAAAUAUGCCAUCAUUAACAAUCAGUUAUACCGAAAGUCAUUUUUAGGUCCUUACCUGAAAUGUUUAAGCCCUACUGAGGCUCUUGUGGUGUUGAGACAAAUCCAUGACGGAGAUUGUGGUAACCACUCUGGGGGCAGAUCCCUCGCGUAUAAAGUCCUGACUCAAGGUUACUUCUGGCCGUACUUGUCCCGGAAUGCAGAAGAGUAUACACGGAGGUGUGACAAAUGUCAACGUCAUGGUCCCAUGAAGCAUCAACCUGCCGAAGAUUUGCACGCAAUGGCAAAUCCAUGGCCAUUCGCACAAUGGGGGAUUGAUAUGGUGGGCCCGUUACCUAAGACUGUGGAACAAAAGGAGUACGUGCUACUGGCUACAGAUUAUUUCACUAAAUGGGUAGAAGCCGAGGCCUAUUCAAGUGUGACCCAUGAGCAGGUGCUUUGGGCGUACCGAACCACACCACGGCGGCCUACGAGAGAGAGUCCCUUUGCCAUGGCUUAUGGAUCUGAAGCUGUGAUCCCAACCGAAGCGGCAGUUCCAACCCUUCGGACAUUCUUAUUGCUUGAAGGAAACAAUAGUCAGCAGCUUGAACAUAGUCUCGAUCUCCUGGACGAAAAAAGGGAUGUUGCAGCAAUUAGGCUUGCUUCAUAUCAGCAACAGCUGAGCAACAGUUAUAACAAACAUAUGGAGGAUUUGAUGGACCAGUUGCAAGAGUGGAGACACUUGGAGCUAAAUGGACCUCAGGAUGAGCUUUCACCAUCUCGGCAAAAAGAACUUCAGCUUCCUAAGCUUUUGGACCCUCAUCAUAAGGGAAAGACGCUCCCAUAUGGGCAUCAAAAGCCUCGGGAUCUAUAG
This is a messenger RNA of Cornus florida, 2442 nucleotides long. RefSeq lists its product as uncharacterized. Gene Ontology annotation, molecular function: RNA-DNA hybrid ribonuclease activity; nucleic acid binding. Bases 1 to 2442 code for a protein of 813 amino acids. NCBI's taxonomy places the organism in Eukaryota, Viridiplantae, Streptophyta, Magnoliopsida, Cornales, Cornaceae. The transcript is spliced from 7 exons. The record is from RefSeq and is a predicted model, not a curated record.